UACAAGAUUCGCAUCAUUAAAGCCACUUUUGGCCUUUUUGGCUUUUUUUAUCUGGUGGCUUUUGAGAAUUUUAAAGGAGCUUGAAGGCUUUCUUAUCAGAAACUUUGAUGGCCCGAGAUAUUUGCAUUAAUGGAUAUCCAGUAAUUGAGUCAAAGUUAAGCUAAGCAGUCAAAGCAAGGUUGGCCAAAAGACUAGUAAUAGGCUGAAAUUAUUUCUGAUAACAUCAUUUUAAAAAGUUUCUGGAAAUUUUGGAAAAAUAAGAAUUAUUCCUAUACGAAUCCUGCUCGAAGCCCAUAAAUUCAAGGAUUCGAAUCAGAUUCGUCACGGCCGAAAUUCCUUAAAAGAUUCGACGAAUCUCGAAUCACGAUUUGCCCAACAUGUCAAGCGAUGAGAGCAUGAUAGCAGAUAUUUUCGUGGCUUAUCCGCUUGACCGCUUGACCGCUUUGCCUUAUGCCUCAACCAAUCUGAGUUGAGAAUUUCGGUCGACGCAGAAUUUAAUUGGUUCUUGGAAGGGGUUAAGCGGAUAAGCGGUGAAGCGGAUAAGCCACGAAAAUAGGAGCUGAUAUUUACACCGGAGAGCCAGGAGGCAAAAAUCGCCCGUUUGGAAGUGGCCCUUGAUAUGGAGAAGAAGAAGACUGAACAGAAGGAGAAAGAGAUGGAGGAGAAGGAGAAAGAGAUGAAGGAGAAGGAGAAUGAGCAGCUUCGUGCCAAAUUGGCAUACGUAAACAUCGCAAAUAACUUAAAGGCUACACUAAAUCUGGCAAUGGCGGGCACCGAAGAGCCCCAGGAGAUGGUACCACGAAUGGCUGCAAACAUCAAGGAAGCCAAUGACUUCGUGCUUUCUCAUCUCAUCAACCAGCCAGAAGAAUCCAUGACGACUUACAUUCGAUCAACUAACGUCAUUGAUAAUUUGAAAGAGGUUCUCCGGUUGUACGGCGAGCACCUCGUAGCUAUCAUUGCUGAGUAAAUACUUCUUCGCCACUUCUGCUCCGUAACUGUAAAACUUGAUGAGAAAACCGUAAGAAUGCAAAUAAAAGACCUGUUUAAUUCUCCGUA
This is a messenger RNA of Tigriopus californicus, 1056 nucleotides long. RefSeq lists its product as uncharacterized. The transcript has 2 exons. NCBI's taxonomy places the organism in Eukaryota, Metazoa, Arthropoda, Copepoda, Harpacticoida, Harpacticidae. The record is from RefSeq and is a predicted model, not a curated record. Bases 620 to 967 code for a protein of 115 amino acids.